Molecule: messenger RNA, 1789 nt
Organism: Neogale vison (American mink)
Lineage: Eukaryota; Metazoa; Chordata; Mammalia; Carnivora; Mustelidae
Gene: MYLK2
Product: myosin light chain kinase 2
Exons: 13
Coding region: 1-1779 (592 amino acids)
Biological process (GO): protein phosphorylation; positive regulation of apoptotic process; intracellular signal transduction
Cellular component (GO): cytoplasm; nucleus
Molecular function (GO): myosin light chain kinase activity; ATP binding
Source: RefSeq, a predicted model, not a curated record
AUGGCGACAGAAAACGGAGCAGUGGAGCUGGGACUCCAGAGCCCACCAACAGACGAGACACCUAAAGGUACAGCAGGUGAAGGACCUCCGGCUACAGAGAAAGAGUCUGGCCCACCCGAUCCAAAGAAAGAGCCUGAUCCACCCACCACGAAGAAAGACGACAAAGCCGCUGCCCUAAAGAAAGAGGAUGGUGCGGUGGGCCAACCCUCAAGCAGCAGCCCGGGCCCUGAGGGAGAAGGCAACCUGGGUGCGGGGCCUGCGGAGGGCAGUGCUGGGCAGCCGGCAGCCCUGCCCCAGCAGACGGCGACAGUCGAGGCCAGCGUCAAGAAGCCCGAUGCCAAGCAGGAGGGCCCCGGAGAGCCCAAGGUACACAAGAAGGCAGUGGAGGGCCAAGCAGGGGCCAGGAGGGGCUCGCCCGCUUUUCUGCACAGCCCCAGCUGCCCUGCCGUCGUCUCCAGGCCUGAGGAUCUGCCCGCUAAGAAGCCCCUGAGUGAUGCAUCGGAGCUCAUCUUUGAAGGGGUGCCUGUGACCCCCGGCCCCACGGAUCCCGGGCCAGCCAAGGUAGCAGAAGGAGGGAAGAACGUCCUGGCAGACAGCCAGAAGGAAGCAGGAGAGAAGGCUCCAGGCCAGGCUGGCCAGGCUAAGGUGCAAGGGGACACCUCGAGGGGGAUCGAGUUCCAGGCUGUUCCCUCGGAGAAAUCGGAGGUGGGGCAGGCCCUCUGUCUCACAGCCAGGGAGGAGGACUGCUUCCAGAUUUUGGAUGACUGUCCGCCUCCCCCAGCCCCCUUUCCCCACCGCAUCGUGGAGCUGAGACCUGGGAAUGUCAACAGUCAAUUCAGCCUGAACUCCAAGGAGGCUCUGGGCGGCGGCAAGUUUGGAGCAGUCUGUACCUGCACAGAGAAAGCCACAGGCCUCAAGUUGGCAGCCAAGGUCAUCAAGAAGCAGACACCCAAAGACAAGGAAAUGGUGAUGCUCGAGAUCGAGGUGAUGAACCAGCUAAACCACCGCAACCUGAUUCAGCUGUACGCGGCCAUCGAGACGUCGCACGAGAUAGUCCUGUUCAUGGAGUACAUCGAGGGCGGCGAGCUCUUCGAAAGGAUCGUGGAUGAGGACUAUCAUCUGACCGAGGUGGACACCAUGGUCUUUGUCAGGCAGAUCUGCGACGGCAUCCUCUUCAUGCACAAGAUGCGGGUCCUGCACCUGGACCUCAAGCCAGAGAACAUCCUGUGCGUCAACACCACGGGCCAUUUGGUGAAGAUCAUUGACUUUGGCCUGGCACGGAGGUAUAAUCCCAAUGAGAAGCUAAAGGUGAAUUUUGGGACCCCAGAGUUUCUGUCACCUGAGGUGGUGAAUUAUGACCAAAUCUCUGAUAAGACAGACAUGUGGAGUAUGGGGGUCAUCACCUAUAUGCUGCUGAGCGGCCUCUCCCCCUUCCUGGGAGACGAUGACACAGAGACCCUAAACAACGUUCUCUCUGCCAACUGGUACUUUGAUGAGGAAACCUUUGAGGCCGUGUCCGAUGAGGCCAAAGACUUUGUCUCCAACCUCAUUGUCAAGGACCAGAGGGCCCGGAUGAGCGCUGCCCAGUGCCUCGCCCACCCCUGGCUCAACAAUCUGGCAGAGAAAGCCAAGCGCUGUAACCGACGCCUUAAGUCCCAGAUCUUGCUUAAGAAAUACCUCAUGAAGAGGCGCUGGAAGAAAAACUUCAUUGCUGUCAGUGCUGCGAACCGCUUCAAGAAGAUCAGCAGCUCGGGAGCACUCAUGGCUCUGGGGGUCUGAGCCCCAGGAG